Penicillium samsonianum is the source of this 945-nucleotide messenger RNA. RefSeq names its product PhzF family phenazine biosynthesis protein. Gene Ontology annotation, molecular function: isomerase activity. Gene Ontology annotation, cellular component: cytoplasm. Lineage: Eukaryota; Fungi; Ascomycota; Eurotiomycetes; Eurotiales; Aspergillaceae. The transcript is spliced from 3 exons. Gene Ontology annotation, biological process: biosynthetic process. The coding region runs from base 1 to 945 and encodes 314 amino acids. The record is from RefSeq and is a predicted model, not a curated record.
AUGUCCGGACAAAAGGCACCAUAUGUCACCCUCGAUGUAUUCACAUCACAGAGAUUCAAAGGCAACCCUGUUGCCAUUGUGAAGCUCAGCGAUGUCAAGUUGUCACAGAAACAAAAGCAACAAAUCGCCAAGGAAUUCAACUUCUCUGAGACAGUGUUCUUGCAUCCCGCCACAGGGGAUGGGAACCAUCAGGUUGACAUCUUCACUCCUAUCAACGAGAUGGAGUUCGCCGGCCAUCCCAUCAUUGGCGCCGGUCACUUCCUCUUCCGCCAGGUAUUGGCUGACGCUCCCAAUCGCUCGAACACCCUCACUGUAAUAACCAAAGCUGGACCCGUUCCGAUAUCAUAUGAUCCAGCCAACGAGGUUAUCUCCGCUGAGGCCCCCCACAAUAUUCACAUCCACCAGCAGGGUGCGACACUAAGCCAUAUCCUUCCCGUUCAAGCAAGUCUGAGCGCGGUUUCGGAUCUGCAGGGCUUACCAGAGACGUCACCAGUCAUCUCCGUAGUCAAAGGUGUCACAUACGCGCUGGUGGAUCUGACUGAAAGACCGGAUAUCUUCGCCAACAUUGUGCCUGGUGGAAGUCCGGACCUUGAUCUUGAUGAGGGAUGGUCGCCGUCCUUCACCGGCAUCAUGUAUCAUCGGCAUCUUGGGUCUCGUACGGAGGGAGACUUGGUCAUUUGGGAUCUUCGUGUGCGCAUGGUUGCGAUUGAUCUAGAGGAUCCUGCUUGUGGCAGUGGGGGUUGUUCCCUUGGAGCUUACCUUGCGCUAUCCAAUGGUCAGAAGGGUCGGAAUCACCGGUUCUGUAUUGAUCAGGGAAUUGAGAUGGGGAGGGAUAGUCAUAUCAUUGUGGACGUGCUCUUGGAUGAGGACAGGAAGAAGGUCUCAACUAUCAAACUCGCUGGUCAUGCUGCAUUUGUAGCGGAAGGGAACAUCUUUGUUGAUUAA